Fonsecaea erecta is the source of this 1164-nucleotide messenger RNA. RefSeq lists its product as hypothetical. The transcript has 2 exons. Bases 1 to 1164 code for a protein of 387 amino acids. The record is from RefSeq and is a predicted model, not a curated record. NCBI's taxonomy places the organism in Eukaryota, Fungi, Ascomycota, Eurotiomycetes, Chaetothyriales, Herpotrichiellaceae.
AUGGCCUCCGGAACCAAAACAUCAAAGAAAGACGUCGCACCUCGAAACGGAACAGGAUACCUCUUCGCCGCCAUUUUUGCGGCACUCUCCCUGCUCGCCGUGUACAUGCUCCGCAUCGCGUCCAUCAGAUCCGGCGUGGCCGACAAAAUGGAACACAUCACCACCAUCAACCAAUUCAUCGAACACCCGCUGCGCCUUCGCACCACCUACACUGGGCUUGCGCCGCUGGACAAAGGUCUCUCGUUUCUGGUCGCAGCCUUCAUGAACGGCGCCGCCGGAUGGGACCAGGGCUUCUUCGUCUUCAUGAUGUAUUUUCUGUUCUCGUUCUUCCCGAUCGUGGCUAUCUGGGCGAUCGAGAGCUGCAGGGAGAGGAACGGACUUGCUUGGACGAGAUUUACCAGCAUAUAUGCGCUGUUCUACCAAACAGUUGGCGGAGCGAUCAUCGUCCCGAUAUACUAUUUGGCGUAUCUAUACGAUACGUCUUCCAACCAAUACUGGAGGAAGCCACGACGCGUCUCACUCCCCUACGCCAAAGCUUUGCUUCCGUCAGUGGUCAUUGGAUACUUGGUCCCUACGGUCCUGAUGUUCCUGCCCUACUCGGCGCCCGAUUUGUGGACGACCCAGGCCAUGGUGGCUCUCUGGCAGCCAAGUCCCUGGUACGUCGAUGCCUUGGUGGGGCUGUUGGCGAGAUUCUAUUCGGGCAGCGUCUCUGGGACCAUCGUCCGGCCGAAGGAGGAGCAGGAGCAGAAAGCUUCCUCCCGGCACAACGACGUCCGAUACCUCAAUCGCAUCUACACGGUCUCCUUCGCCGUCGCCGCGCUGUCCCAUGCCGCCGUUGUCCUGAUAUGUCUCUUCUCCCCCGACCCGCAGCACUCGUUCCAGCACAUGUUCCUGCCCCCGGCCGCGGCCGACGUCCAGGCCUCGCUGGUCCAGGGCAUCCACGGCAUCUUCCAGGCCGACUACUGGAUCAUUUUUGGCGCCUCCUUGGCGUGGGCCUACCUGGCGAUCUGGGACCUGAAAAGGGCGGGGUUGAGGCACGAUGUGAAUCUCGGUACGGCGCUGGGGGCGAUGGCCCUGGGCUGCGUGGUCUUGGGCCCUGCAGCCACGGUCACACUGGUGUGGUGGUGGAGGGAGGGUGUUUUGGUCGCGGCGGAGCGUACAUAG